CACCGCAGAGUUGCGGCUGCCGUCUCCGCUUGUUCGAGACAGCAACCCUAGGAAAAAGUACUGAUAAGAGGCAAUUGAGAUCAAGGGAGAAUCGCGGGAGGCCGAGCUUUAGCCCUCGUCACCGUUCUCACUGCUUCCGCGCAUCGCGACGCGCGUGUUUCUGGUACUCGAACAUCGUAGUAUAGCGCCAUGAGCGAGGUAACUUAUCUGAACUCGUGAAGAGAGAGAAGGAAACCUCGAGAUCGAGAGUCGAUUAGGUAAAAGUCGACGGGACAUUUGGGCGUGGAAGAAUAGGACGUACUCUCUGGUCUCCGAUCAUUAUCUCUGGUCGCUGCCUUGUUUUUCCGUUGCACUGUUGCUACUGCUGUUCUUCCUGACCUGAAAAGAAGAGGAGGAUAUUAUAGUUGUAACUAUGGAUGAGAGGCAUCUUGAAACUAGGCAUGAUCGUCGUGAAGAGAGGGCUGAUCCUGAUGAUUCUCCAAGAGUAGCUGAUGAUUUGGGGCUAAAUGGUGUUGAAAAGUCUAGCAAGCAUUCUGGGAGAGAGAAGGAUAGGAAGAGAAGUACCAGAGGAGAUGACAAAGACAAAGACAAGGAUCAUAGAGCGAAAGACAGAGAUAGAUCUAGGAAGACUAGGGAUGAUGUUUCAUCCGAGAAGUUCACUGAGCAAGGCAAAGAUAGGAGCAAGGAUGUCAAGGCAAAGGAUAAAGAUCACGAUCAGGACAAAUCUAGAGAGAAGGAGCGUGAACGAGAUAAAGAUAAGGAUAAAAAGGACCGAGGGAAGGAAAAGGAUAGAGAAAGGGAGAGAGAGACUGAUAAAGAGAGGGGUAAUGAGAAGACUAGGGAUAGGGACCGAGCAAAGGAUAAGGAAAGAGAGAAAGCGAAUGAAAAGCCUAAGGAUCGAGAUAAGCUAAAAGAAAAUGAGAAAGAUGGGGAGAAAGAUAAGGGACAAGAGAAGACUAAAGAAAGAGAAUUACACCAAGGUAAAGAACGGUCAAGGGAUAGGGAUGGAAGCAAAGAUGACAUCCGAGAAGAUCUUGGGAGGCCCAAGGAUGACAGAAUUCCAGUGGACCGGGGACAUGAUGGACAUAGAGGAAAAGUGACUUUCCGUGAGGAAGAGCAGCAAAAUGAUGAUCGCUCUUCCAGUGGAGGACAAAGUUCUCACAGCUUUUCCUUUCUCCUUCAACUAGUAAUCAAUGUUCAUAUUUCUUGCAUUACUUAGAAUGAAAGAAGAAAGAACAAGGAAAACAGAUACUGGUUCAGAAAUCCUGUCUUGGGUCAGCAGUAACCGUAAGCUCGAGGAGAAAAGGAAUGCUGCAAAGGAAAAAGCCAAGAGGCUGUCAAAAAUUUUCGAGGAGCAGGAUAACAUUGGUGAAGAAGGAAAUGACGGUGAAGACCAUUCACAACUUGACAGAUGAUUUAGCUGGAGUUAAAGUCCUAGAUGGCCUUGACAAGGUAAUAGAAGGUGGAGCAGUUGUUUUGACUCUUAAAGAUCAGAGUAUUCUUGCUGAUGGCGAUAUCAAUGAUGAGGUCGAUAUGCUUGAAAAUAUCGAAAUUGGGGAGCAGAAGCGCCGAAAUGAGGCGUACAAGGCUGCGAAGAAGCCAAAGGGCACCUAUGAUGACAAAAGGUUCAAUGACGACCCUAUGGCUGAGAAAAAGAUGCUUCCUCAAUACGAUGAACCAGAAGAUGAGGGACUUACUUUGGAUGGUAGGGGACAUUUCAGUGGUGAAGCAGAGAAAAAACUGGAGGAGUUGCGUAGGAGACUACAAGGUGGUUCCACUAAUAAUCGUACAGAAGAUCUGAACUCAUCAGGAAGAAUCUCGUCUGAUUACUAUACUCAAGAUGAAAUGGUUCAGUUUAAGAAGCCAAAGAAAAAGAAAUCCCUGAGGAAGAAGGAUAAGUUGGAUAUAAAUGCUCUUGAAGCAGAAGCCAUCUCCACAGGGUUAGGCACUGGUGAUCUUGGUUCUAGGAAUGACAGUAGAAGGAAGGCCAGAGAAGAGCAAGAGAGAUCUGAGGCAGAAAAGAGAAAUGCUGCAUAUCAGUUAGCUUUAGCAAAAGCAGAGGAAGCAUCUAAAGCAUUACGAUUAGGACAAACAGUUUCUGCUGUUGCUGAUGAGGAAGCCAAUGAUAUGGGUAUGGACGAGGAUGAAGACGAUUAUCUCCACAAAUCUGUUGAAAGAGCAAGAAAGUUGGCUCUGAAAAAACAAGAGAAGGCUCUAGUUGGCCCUGAAGCAAUUGCUCGUCUUGCCACCACCAUUAGGAACAGUCUGACAGCUGAUGAGCAAAACCCUGCAACUGAAGAAUCACAAGAAGGCAAGGUUGUCUUCACUGAGAUUGAAGAGUUUGUUUGGGGUCUGCAGCUUGAUGAAGAUGCCCACAAGGCUGAUGCCGAAGAUGUUUUCAAUGAUGAAGAUGAUGCAGUAGUAGCUACUCAUGAGCAUAUGGAAGUUAAGGCCGGUGGGUUGCCCGAAGUAAAUGAGACAGUUAAAGAUGAAGACACUACGAUGGAGGAUGCAAAAGAGGUAGCUCCAGAUGAGAUAAUUCAUGAAGUUCCUGUUGGUAGAGGUUUAUCAGGUGUAUUGAAGCUGCUCCACGAGCGAGGGUCCCUGAAAGAAAGCAUUGACUGGGGUGGUAGAAAUAUGGAUAAGAAAAAGAGCAAGCUUGUUGGCAUUGUAGACACUGAUGACGCGAAGGACAAGGACAAGGGCAAGGAGAAGAAUAAGGAUAAGGAUAACGAUCGGUUUAAGGAUCUUCGUAUUGAGAGGAGAGAUGAAUUUGGGAGAAUCAUGACACCGAAAGAGGCAUUUAGGAAGAUCUCUCAUACAUUCCAUGGCAAGGCCCCUGGGAAAAUGAAGCAAGAAAAGCGGAUGAAGCAAUAUCAGGAAGAACAGAAGUUGAAGCAAAUGAAGAAUUCAGAUACACCUUCAUUGUCCGUGGAGAGGAUGAGGGAAGCUCAGGUGCAGCUACAGACACCAUACCUCGUUCUUAGUGGUCAUGUGAGACCUGGGCAAACGAGCGAUCCAAGGAGUGGUUUUGCAACGGUAGAAAAGGAGUUUCCUGGGGGAUUAACUCCAAUGCUUGGUGACAAAAAGGUUGAGCAUUUCCUGGGGAUAAAACGCAAGCCUGAGCACCGGGAUGACAGCGCGCCUAAGAAGCCCAGAACUUGAUUAAACUUCCAUCACUUGCUGCUACAUUACGACCUGGUUAUUGCUCGCCGUUUUCUCUUAUGACUUUAAACAUGUUAUGAUUACCAGUGAAUUCUGAAAGUUCAGUUGCACCAAAUUUUUGCAGAGAUGGGAUGGUAUUUGGGUAAACUUUGCUGAUACUGUUGUCUGCAGUGCCCAUAGACAAUGUUGCUGCAGUAAAUACUAAAUAGUAAGUUUCAACUGAAAGAUUUUUUGUUCUUUCCCCGUCUCAAAUUGCUUUAGUUUGCCUGGUAUUUGAGCUUUGCUGAUACUGAGGUGUGGCCCUGUGGGAGUGAGAUUCUCUGGCUGCUGAUGCGGCCGAAUUCAUCGAGCUAGCUUAGUUCUGUUUGAUGUUUCCACCACGUGCUGCUCAAUAGGUCAUAGUGUUGAAUCUGUGGUGGAUAAUUAGGCAAAGUCUAUCAAGUUCUAUCUUGUGCAUUAUUUUACCAUUGGACACCAUCAAUAGUGAAUAUAGAGGUUACUAACAAGUGGCUGCAAAGUCGUCAUCCCACUUUGAUCAGUGGUGCUGUACUAAUGUCGUCUUUCCCACUAGGGGUUGCAUCCAAUUUCCUCCACUUUCUAAGGUCCUCCCUGUAGGAAUAGGAUGCUGACAAACAAAGGAAAUCCUAUAUCUGGGACGGUUGUUACAUUUUAGCCUUUCAAUCUGGAUUUCUGUUUUAUGGACAGGACAGGUCGAAGUUGGAAAUUACUUGCAGUUGUCAAAUUGUGUGUUUUGGUUCUUUUCAAGUUUUUGGUUUCAGUUGCUUUCUUUUCCCUGUUUUCAGAGUGACCUAAUGUCG
This is a messenger RNA of Linum tenue, 3983 nucleotides long. The record is from the annotation of a GenBank genome assembly. NCBI's taxonomy places the organism in Eukaryota, Viridiplantae, Streptophyta, Magnoliopsida, Malpighiales, Linaceae.